This is a messenger RNA of Schistocerca nitens (vagrant locust), 360 nucleotides long. RefSeq lists its product as uncharacterized. The coding region runs from base 1 to 360 and encodes 119 amino acids. Lineage: Eukaryota; Metazoa; Arthropoda; Insecta; Orthoptera; Acrididae. The record is from RefSeq and is a predicted model, not a curated record. The transcript has a single exon.
AUGUUGACAGACACUCCAGUAAAAAUAGCCCUCGAGGAAGAACAAAAAGGUGCAAAAGAAAAGAAGGCAAAAGCAUUGGAAAGAAAAAUUAAAUCACAGGCUAAGAAAGCACUUUUUCGAAAGAAAAAUACGAGCAAUGGUAGAAUUAAAUUAAUUAAAUCUACUGCAGUAGGCCUGAAACGCAAGAAGGAACCAAGGCAAGAUGACGAUGAUGAUGACGAUGAAGAUGAGGAAGAUGAAGAUUCACUGUGCUUAAGGUGUCUCAAGCCAUUUUCACAGUCAACCUGGAACAUAAUGGAUUCAGUGCACAACUGCAAGCGUUGGGCUCAUCAGACGUGCGUGAAAAAUGAAAUUCGUUGA